This is a messenger RNA of Nannizzia gypsea CBS 118893, 276 nucleotides long. RefSeq lists its product as hypothetical. The transcript is spliced from 2 exons. The record is from RefSeq and is a predicted model, not a curated record. Lineage: Eukaryota; Fungi; Ascomycota; Eurotiomycetes; Onygenales; Arthrodermataceae. Bases 1 to 276 code for a protein of 91 amino acids.
AUGCGUUUCACACCUUUCUUUGCCAUUACCCUGGCCGCCGUUGCAAACGGUGUAGCUGUUCAGCAGGGAGCGAACGCAGGAAGCGGUGACGGUUUAACCGCCAUUAAGGCCUGCAAUGUUGGGCACAACUAUUGUGGCUGGUACCUAGCCGAUAGCCUUCACUGGCAGGGUGUUCCGAAUCGCAACGGCCUUUACUAUUGCAGCUCCAAGUAUGCUGCGGAUUAUGUGACAUACUGCUCCAAGGGCUGCAAAGGACCUACUGCUCACUGCGGAUAA